Molecule: messenger RNA, 4538 nt
Organism: Thalassophryne amazonica
Lineage: Eukaryota; Metazoa; Chordata; Actinopteri; Batrachoidiformes; Batrachoididae
Gene: bcar1
Product: BCAR1 scaffold protein, Cas family member
Exons: 9
Coding region: 311-3259 (982 amino acids)
Biological process (GO): cell surface receptor protein tyrosine kinase signaling pathway; cell migration
Cellular component (GO): cytoplasm; plasma membrane; focal adhesion
Molecular function (GO): protein binding
Source: RefSeq, a predicted model, not a curated record
GGCGGCGGAGUUGCGCGCGCGCGAGGCGGUGCUCACGUUACCGAGCUGUCAGCGUUUAACGUCGCGUUUGACCCCGAAAUCAGCGAGCCGCCGGUCCGCGCGGUUUAUUCCGCCUUUUGGGGAAAAAAAAAAAGAAGAAACGAGGAUCUGCGGAACCGCAGUGCUGGAAAAAAAAAAAACCGCUCCCGCUGCGGACCUCGGUUCCGUUACCGACCGAAACCACCACCAGGACACAAUGACCCACACCGACAACGACUGACCUGAAGGAAAAGUCGAUUCUUUCCGGGACAGAAAGCCUCCACUGUGCAACAUGUCUGUGCCUGUUUUCUGUAGAAUAUUUGACUGCCUCCAGGGGGCGCCACAGGCAGAGAACGUGUUGGCUAAAGCGCUGUACGACAAUGUGGCAGAGUCUCCUGACGAGCUGUCCUUCCGUAAAGGCGACAUCAUGACCGUGCUGGAGCGCGACACGCAGGGCUUGGAUGGCUGGUGGCUCUGUUCGCUCCACGGCCGCCAAGGCAUCGUCCCUGGCAACCGGCUAAAAAUUCUGGUGGGGAUGUACGACAGCAAGCAGCAGCCGGCGUCGCCUUCCCCGCAGGAUACGACCACUUCCUGUCCGGUGUCUCAGUCGCAGCAAGCCCUGCCCCCACACAGUGCCUACGCCAAGCCUGUGCUCACUGGAUCCUCCUCCAUCAUCGCCUCUCCUGGCUUUGCCACCAAGCCCCUCCCCUCGGCUCAGUACACAUCCAUGCACGCCGCCUACUCCACCCCCAGCCCCGCCCAGCCUAACCCUGACUCCAUCUACAUGAUGCCGCCCUCUCACGGCCCCAAACCGAGCCCACAGAGUGUAUACCAGGUCCCCUCAGGACCCAGUGGUCCCCCUCCACAGGUUCAACCUGGACCCCCGAGUAAGGCCCUACCCCAGAGACAGUACCAGGAAAUCUACCAAGUGCCCCCCACUGUGGGCCCCGGACCAAACCAGGGUCUCACUCAGGGAGUGACUACAGCCGGGGGACUAGGGACUGGACAGGAUGUCUACCAGGUGCCCCCGUCCCUGGACAAGAGAAACUGGGAGAGUAACAAGCCACUGAACAAGGUUGUGGUUCCAACUCGAGUGGGGCAGGUUUACAUCUACAACACAAUCAAAUCGGAUCAGGAUGAGUACGACGUUCCACCCAGACACCAGCCUCCAACGCAACACGACAUCUACGAUGUCCCACCCACCCGCCAGCAGUACAGCACACAGGUCUAUGAUACUCCUCCCAUGGUGGUGAAGGGUCCCUCUGGUGGUCAGGAUGUGUAUGACAUCCCAGCAAGCACAGACAAGAACGCGCAGCAAAUGGUCUAUGAUUUUCCACCAUCUGUCAGUAAAGAUGUCCCUGACACUCAGCCAAUCAGAGAGGAGACCUACGACGUACCGCCCCACUUCCCCAAACUGAAGCCACAACUUCCCGUUGCUCCUGGCAACAGCAGUGCCCUCGGCCCGUAUCUGCUCAACAACUUGAACGACGACGAUGACGACGAGCCGCCGAUUCCAGAGGAUGUGUACGACGUCCCGCCCCCUAUCCUCGCAGACAAGCAUUUCCACGGCGACAAGGGGGGAGUCGGGCUGCUUCCUCGAGAGAUCUACGACAUCCCGGCGAGCCUGCGAACCGCCGGCGGUCACACGACACGGGACGUGUACGACAUCCCCCGUGAGCGGGAGGAGAGAGGAAGCGACAGAGGGGAGCAGUACGUCUACGACGUCCCACCUCAGGUGGUUCGUGAUGCUCAGUCCACGAGCGAGGACCUGAGCGUGUCCUUCAAGCGUCUGUCCGCGUCCAGCACGGGAAGCACCAGGAGCAGCCACUCCUCUUCUUCCUUAGACAUGGUUCCUGUCCGAGACGCCUCGUCCUCGCUUCCCGCCAGCUCCGCGUCUGGGAAACCCCUCGUCUUGGACCUGGAGCAGGCCAUGGAGCGUUUGACGCGCCUGCAGCAGGCUGUCGAGUCCAGUGUGUCCCUCAUGAUGUCGUUCAUCACGGGUAACUGGCGAAGUCCGGCCCACCUGGAAGGGAACCUCCCUGCGAUCCACCAGGCAGCCGACCGGGUGCGAGCUACAGUACGGGACUUCCUGGAGUUUGCGCGGGGAGCUGUGGCGAAUGCCGCGCAGGCCACGGACCGCUCGCUGCAGUCCAAACUGGGCCGUCAGGUGGGAAAGAUGGAGGAGGUCUUCCAGAGUCUAAUCCAUCACAGUCAGAGUUUAGACGCCAUUUCCUGGUCGCCCGCGGUGCUCACAGCACCGCCACCAGGUGGCGACGACUUGGACCGACUCAUCAUGACGGCACGCGGAAUUCCAGACGACGCCAAGCAGCUCGCCUCCUUCCUCCACGGUAACGGCUCACUGCUCUUCAAACGGACCAAUCGUCAGCAGCAGCAGCCGCUUCCUCCUAUCCCCGGCGAGAUCAGUGGUCACAUGACCGGGUCAGGAAACGGGAGCUACCAAGGAGGGGAGAAGGUCAACAUUCAGUCACGGCCGCUCCCUUCACCGCCAAAGUUUACGGCCACAGAAGAAGAAGGCGGAGUGGAGCGGCCGUACGAGACCACGGAGGAGGGCUGGAUGGAGGACUACGACUACGUCCACCUGCAGGGAAAAGAAGAGUUUGAGAAAAACCAAAAGCAGCUGCUGGAAAAAGGCAACAUCAUCCAAAACAACAAAACACAACUGGAACAGCAGCAGAUUAAACAAUUCGAGCGCCUGGAGCAGGAAGUCAGCCGGCCAAUAAACAACGACAUGACAGGCUGGGUUCCGCCCCAACACCAUCCUGUGACCAACCAGCUGAGCCAGAACGGCUCUGGGGGCUCGUCCUCAUCUAAGCUGUGCCACGGUGACCGCCAGCUCCUCCUCUUCUACCAGGAGCAGUGCGAGCAGAACGUGACCACGGUGACGAACGCCAUCGACGCCUUCUUCACCGCCGUCAACUCCAACCAGCCGCCCAAGAUCUUCGUGGCGCACAGCAAGUUUGUCAUCCUCAGCGCGCACAAGCUGGUGUUCAUCGGAGACACGCUGUCGCGGCAGGCCAAAUCGCCGGAGGUGAGGUCACGGGUGGCACAGAGCAGCAACACGCUCUGUGAAAAACUGAAAGACAUCGUGAUCAGCACCAAGACGGCAGCGCUGCAGUACCCGUCACCCGGGGCGGCGAGGGAGAUGACGGAGCGGGUGAGGGAGCUGGCCGGGUGCACGCAGCACUUCCGGAUGGUGCUGGGACAGCUGCUGGUCAUGUAGGGGCGGGGCCAGGGAGGAGCAAUGGACAACCAAUCAGAAACUGAGAGACCAGCACCUGAUUUGACUUGCUGGAACAUAGCAGGUCUUUGGACACAGACGUCGGCCCGCCAUCACCUGGUUCCUGGUGCCGGUUCUCCCUCCUCCCCGGGUGUUUAGACCAAACAGAACCUUUUGUCUUCAGCGGGCCAACAGAUGUAAAAUAAUCACUGUAAAUAUUUAAGUUACAUUUAUCAAAGAAAGAAAGACUCGAGAACUUCCAGCAAUAUACGGGGUUUUUUUCAUGCAAGAAAAAAAAGGUGAAAACAGACGUAGUUUUUAGACGAUAUCAACUAUUCUAAUUAUUGCUACACUUAUAUAAUGACGGCUCAUCACGUGUUCCUGUUCUUCUCCAUCCCCAAAGCAACAGCGGCUCCUCUCAACACAAAAAGAAAAGGACACUGACGCACAAAACCAGUUUUUAAAUGUCAGCAGGAAACAAAAGAACGAGUUUCAGGCCGAAGCAGUCGGACCUGUUGGUUCGUGUUUCAGCCGAGUGGCUUCAGAAUAACGAGGUGGUGUUUUUGUUGUCUUGGAGUCUUGAUCUCGCCCUUUGUGCUCACGUGGACUCGCACGGCUUUUCAUUGACGUGUGAGAGACUGAGGAUGUCUGAGACACCAGAGGACAGGACUGUGGACAUGAUGCUAGCAGUCGCAUGUCAAAGAUGUUAGCUAGAUGAAGCUGCGCGUCUGACAUCCUUCUACCCGCCACAAGCACGGUCACUCCACAUCCCUCUCCAGGGUACCAGGUGACCUUAACGACCCUCCGGAGUCGGUACCCGGUCGGCUCAAUCGACUUCAAAACCCGUUACCAUCCUCGAUCUGUGAUGUCUCUCAGUCUUCCAGGCAGAUGAUCUCCAGAGGUUUGAAGGCGCCUGGACCUGUUCGGUCUUCGGGUGGUUUCUCAUAAGACGACUUGAAGAUUGAGACGGUCGUUGAAAGACGUGACAUCACCUGAUUGAACAAACAUCAGUGAGUAAAGUUACUUUUGAUGAAACCUCUGGAGAGCUUCACAUGGACGAGUCUUCAAGGCCUCAGGAGAGGCUGCUGCAAAGCUUCAUGGGAAAUGGUUCAAAUCUUUUAGAAACAGCUGAUUUGGUGCAUCAACAGUUCCGACGGGGCAGGGUUUGUUUGUUUUUGUUGUUAUUAUGCAGUGUAGCUUAUUUUCUAAGAGGCAUGUGUUUAAGUGUCAAAGGUCACCGCUGAAACCAUGAAACAAUUAAACCUGAUUCUCAUUUCAUUCA